CUUUUUCUAUCUAUUCAACCCCUGUCUCUGUAUCUCUCUUUCUCUCCCCCCUUUGUCGUCGUCCUCUUCAUUCUGCCGUGUGCGUCUUCUUCUCUGCUAGGGUUUCCUCCAUGAUGUGAUUACACCGUCAAGCUCCGAUCUAUCCGAUUACUCAUACAGGGCACGCGUCUGAAAACACAACUGAUUCACGGCCUGGUUGGACUCAUAGAGAACAAUCAGUUGGCUUGAUUAUCAAACUAUCGUCACUUUUGCCCGAUGACGAUUUGUAUACCAGCUUGCUCUAUUCAUUGUAGCUUCUUUUCUUGUCUCUUCCUUCCCCUUGGUGGUGUUGGGAAAGGAGAGAAAUCAUUGGUUUAGUUGAACUUUGAUAGUGAAAAUCAUAUAGAAAAAUCACGGAAAGCUGAGGUUAUAGGAGAUGCCUCGUGAUUUAUCACGAUCUCGUUCACCGUCGUAUAGACGAAGGCAUUCACCAUCUCCAGUGGUGCAUCGGCAUAGCAGGAGGAACCGAAGAGACAGGAGCCGGUCCCCAUAUGCUUAUUCUCACAGCAGAAGAAAGAGCCGCUCUAAUACUCCAAGGCGCCGAAAAAGCCGUUCUCCCACAUCAAGACGUCGUAAGAGCCGCUCUCCCACUCCUAGGCGUUAUAAAAGGCAUCGGAGCAGGAGUUCAUCCUUGUCUCCUUUCCAUAAAUCGCCUAGUUCAAGCCUUGAGUUGGUAGAGCGGAAAAAUAGCAAUGAGAAAUUGAAGAAAGAAGAGGAGGAGGAGAAGAAAAGGCGCCAACAGGAAGCAGAAUUGAAAUUAAUAGAAGAAGAGACCGCAAAGAGGGUGGAGGAAGCUAUCAGGAAAAAGGUGGAAGAGAGCUUGAAUACUGAGGAGAUCAAACUGGAAAUACAGAGGCGAUUGGAGGCAGGACGGCGAAAACUUCACGAUGAAGUUGCUGCUCAGCUAGAGAAAGAAAAGGAUGCUGCGCUCAUCGAGGCUCGUAGAAAAGAGGAGCAAGCUCGCAAGGAGAAGGAAGAGCUCGAAAGGAUGCUCGAGGAGAACAGGAGGAAAGUGGAGGAAUCUCAGAGAAGGGAGGCUCUAGAGCAGCAGAGGAGGGAGGAGGAGCGGUUCCGGGAGCUAGAGGAGCUCCAGAGACAGAAAGAGGAGGCGAUGAGGAGGAAGAAGCAACAGGAGGAGGAGGAACGGUUGAAUCAGAUGAAGCUGCUGGGGAAGAACAAGUCCCGCCCUAAACUCUCAUUUGCUCUCGGCUCGAAAUGAUUGUUGAAACUUGACAGCUUGUCAUUUUUACUUGGAUUCGGGAUUUGCCGUGUAACAAGAUUGUACUGAAUAAUAGUAUGUAGUGUAUGCAUUUUUUUUUACUGUCGA
This is a messenger RNA of Punica granatum (pomegranate), 1366 nucleotides long. The record is from RefSeq and is a predicted model, not a curated record. Lineage: Eukaryota; Viridiplantae; Streptophyta; Magnoliopsida; Myrtales; Lythraceae.